UGGAGCAGAUUUUCUAUGUGAUUUUAUUGGAUGUGAAUUUGCACUGAUGGAAGGCAAUCAGUUAUAUUUUACUUUUUUAUUUUUUUUUAACCUAGUUUGGGAAUGUCCUGCUUGUUCAAACAACUGGGAUCAGCAUGGAGAAAACUGCUACUUUUUCUCAAGAAACACUCUUCCUUGGAGAGAAUGUAGCCGUUACUGUACUGGUUUAGGUUCAAGAUUUCUUAAAUUGAGUACUGAAGGAGAGAUGGCUAUUGUAACAAAACUAUCAAAGAUGCAAUGUGGCAUGUAUCAAGAGAGAUACUGGAUUAGUUUAUUUUAUGACAGCAAACAGCUGAAAUGGGUUUGGCUAGAUGGCACAGCUCUUACCUUGGACAAGCUUCAACUUCCAGAUCCUAAGAAUGCUCAUAAUAAGUGUGUAUUUGUAAAAUAUGGCCACAUAGCUGCUGAAGAUUGCCAAAGAUAUGGCUACUGUAUCUGUAAGAAAAAAACAUAUUCUGAUUAA
Molecule: messenger RNA, 502 nt
Organism: Nycticebus coucang (slow loris)
Lineage: Eukaryota; Metazoa; Chordata; Mammalia; Primates; Lorisidae
Product: C-type lectin domain family 9 member A-like
Exons: 3
Coding region: 47-502 (151 amino acids)
Biological process (GO): cellular response to molecule of fungal origin
Molecular function (GO): (1->3)-beta-D-glucan binding
Source: RefSeq, a predicted model, not a curated record